CAAGGAAAGGAAACGGGUCCUUGAGGUUUCUAGGAGAGCUCAGGCCACAAGAGUGACAGAUAAGGUAUAUGGAGCCACUGGACACAAGUGCCAGGCCUGAGAACUCAUACUUCCGACCUGGCUUCCACACUGAGGUUUUCACGACUCUCAUCCGUGCCUGCUCGCCCCGCCCUGAGCAAGAUGAGUCACUGGGUGCUUAGCCCAGUGCAUUCAAUGUUCCUGUUGGUGCUGCUGCUGUUAGGGCCUCCACAGCCUCUAAUACGGACCCAGACCAAACCAGGCAUCUCUGGUGCUUCCACUGCACCAAGCACUCCCAGAACCCUCACCACGCCUGACACCUCCAGCACUUCAGCCACUCCUGGCAACCCCAAUUUCCCAGAACUGAGAGAUCUCGCAAGAGCCCUGAUGCAAGACUUCCCACUUGUAGACGGCCACAAUGACCUGCCUCUUGUCCUGAGGCUAUUUUACCAGAAUGGAAUACAGGGUGCUAACCUGAGAAACUUCACCCAUGGCCAGACCAGCCUGAAUAGGCUUAGGGAUGGCUUUGUGGGAGCCCAGUUCUGGUCAGCUUACGUGCCGUGCCAGACCCAGGACCGGGAUGCCCUGCGCCUCACUCUGGAGCAGAUUGACCUCAUUCGCAAUAUGUGUGCUUCUUAUUCUGAGCUGGAGCUUGUGACUUCAUCUGAAGCUCUGAACAGCACCCGGAAAUUGGCCUGCCUCAUCGGUGUGGAGGGUGGCCACUCGCUAGAUAACAGCCUCUCUGCGCUUCGAAGUUUCUACCUGCUGGGAGUCCGCUACCUGACACUCACACACACCUGCAACACACCCUGGGCAGAGAGCUCAUCCAAGGGCAUCCACUCAUUCUACAGCAGUGUCAAAGGACUGACCAGCUUUGGUGAGAAGGUGGUGGCAGAAAUGAACCGCUUGGGUAUGAUGGUUGAUUUGUCUCACGUCUCGGAUGCUGCCACGCGGCGGGCCUUGAAAGCAUCCCAGGCUCCUGUGAUCUUCUCGCACUCGGCUGCCAGGGCUGUGUGCGGAAAUGCUCGGAACGUCCCUGACGACAUCCUGCAGCUCCUGAAGGAGAAUGGUGGCAUUGUGAUGGUGACCUUCUCGGUAGGGGUGAUGGAGUGCAACCCAUUAGCCAAUGUAUCCACCGUGGCAGAUCACUUUGACCACAUCAAGGCGGUCAUCGGAGCGAAGUUCAUCGGGAUUGGUGGAGAUUAUGAUGGCACCAAGCAGUUCCCUCAGGGGCUGGAGGACGUGUCUACAUACCCAGUGCUGAUAGAGGAGCUGCUGAGACGGGGCUGGAGUCAACAGGAGCUGCAAGGCGUCCUCCGAGGAAACCUGCUCAGGGUCUUCAGAGAAGUGGAGCAGGUACGGGAGAGAAACAGUUGUCAAAGCCCUCUGGAGGACAAGAUUCCAGAGGAACAGCUGGACAGCGCUUGUCACUCAACUUUGCCACAUCAAAGUCAGAAGCAGCGUACAGAAAAGAACCAACCAGAGACCCCAGAGCAUUUUACACUGACGUCAUCACCCAAGUGGUCACAUUCAAAAUCCUCUCCACACAUAGCCCUCCCCCUCACCAUUGUUGCAACCUUUUUAGGCCUUAACAUAUGA
Acomys russatus (golden spiny mouse) is the source of this 1617-nucleotide messenger RNA. Its product is annotated as dipeptidase 2-like. Bases 181 to 1617 code for a protein of 478 amino acids. The record is from RefSeq and is a predicted model, not a curated record. Gene Ontology annotation, molecular function: metallodipeptidase activity. Gene Ontology annotation, biological process: proteolysis. Lineage: Eukaryota; Metazoa; Chordata; Mammalia; Rodentia; Muridae. The transcript is spliced from 11 exons.